AUGUCGAUUACAGCCUCUCUUCUGAAAAGCCUUCCUGAUCCUUACCUUCCUCCCCCAGUUGACAGUGCCCUACUCCCCCUCGCACAAUCCGCCGAUCUCACUCUUGUCCCAGCUUCAGGCCCAGAAUACGUUCAAACAGCUUACCUCAAUGCCGUGGCAUGGAAAGGUCCCUUGAACAUGCAUCAGUAUCUUGAAAGAGAGGUCCAACUUCAAUCCGUUGCUCUCACCAAAGACGGCCGUAUUACCUGCUGGAUCCUCACCUCCAGUGCUCUCCCUCCAAAUCCCGACGGAACUCGUCCCAUUCUUGCCUCCUGCGAGUCGAUAGUCAUGUCCGCUUACAUCGCCCAAGCCGGUAGACUUCAAAGGGUUCAGGUCCAUGGCAUUGGAUCCGUCUACACGAGGCCCGAGUAUCGUGGUAAGGGCUACGCAGGUAGAAUGAUGGCAGACCUGGGGAAAAGACUGGAAACCUGGCAACAAAAUGACGGCCAGAAGAACGCCUAUUCCGUUCUUUACAGCGAUAUUGGUCGAAAGUAUUAUGCUCAAUUUGGUUGGAAACCCCAUGACAGCACUCACAUCCACCUUCCUCCGUUAGAACGCGGAGAGUAUGAGAAAGCUGCGAAAUCAUUGCCUUCUGUACAAGAUCUAUCGUCGGAAGACCUUCGAAAUCUGCCAACUGUCAGAUAUGCAGAAGAGGAGCUGCAACGCUCAUCCACAAAAGAGCCCGAGGCGACAUUCACUGCCAUCUGUCCAGAUGUGGAUCAUUUCGAAUGGCAUCACUCACGGGAGGAAUAUCUUACCAAGUUGCGCGGUAGUCGCCAACCCAUCGUCAAAGGGGCAGUGCAUCGAGACACAGGUCUUGCCCUGGUGUGGUCCCUUAGAUAUGCAAAGCAGCCAAAAGACUGGCAAGUCGCCCUUUUGCACACUGUGAUACCCUCCAACAUCGAUCCUUCUGAAGCCAAUCAACAAAUCUUCGCGGCCUUGCUUCUGAGAUGCCAAGUUGAAGCAGCCGACUGGGAUAUGGGCGGGGGCGUUGACAUAUGGGACCCGUCAGAAUUGGUCGUGGCUGCAGCCCAACUCUUGAGGACUCAUGACCAACCGGAGGUCAAAGUCAUCACACGUGACAAAGAGCACAUCUGCAGUCUUCGAUUAGAAGAUUCCCAAGAGCAUGACCCUGUCUGGAUUUUCAAGCAAGAGUACGCUUGGUGUUGA
Molecule: messenger RNA, 1209 nt
Organism: Exophiala bonariae
Lineage: Eukaryota; Fungi; Ascomycota; Eurotiomycetes; Chaetothyriales; Herpotrichiellaceae
Exons: 1
Coding region: 1-1209 (402 amino acids)
Source: RefSeq, a predicted model, not a curated record